AUGGCAAUUCUAAGGACGUUCCCAUUACUCCACACACUCAACCGCCCUGUCCUCGACGCAACCGCACACCAACAGCCACACCAGGCAGAAGAAGCCGCCGAAAGAGGGCAUGCAGUGAUCGAAGGAAACCUAGGAGACUACCCCUCGGAACUCCUUCAACUCCGUCUGCAGGCCAUCCAGGACCACCUCUCGAAACACCACCCCUCAACCGCGAUCUAUAUUGCAUCCUUGGGCGCAGUCCUAUUGAUCACCAUCACCCUGAUUGCCACCUGUCUGGCCCUCCAUGUAUCUGACGGCAAGCCCUGGGUGUUGGGCGUGAUUGUGAUCAUGAUCCUACUCUUUAUCUCCAAGAUGGCCUUCCUUUCGCGGAUAGAGAAGGGAAUUGCUUCGCUACUCCUGACAUUCAACGAGCAGGACAUGCCCCACUACGGCGUACUCUACCGCCUUAGACCCAGGGCCUAUUCUUCUCCUUCCACAGAUACAACAAUCACGGGAACAAGGAGGACACGGUCAGAUUGGUUGAUUCGACUCGCCUACAAACUCAACCUCGGGCUACCCUGUUGGGCACUUGACCUAACAACCAUCGACCACAUCGACGAAUUCUCCUUCCAGGAUCACCCUGCCACGGACCCCCAUGCAUCCCCCGAAGAAAUCUUGGCCAGGGAAAACGAAUUGCCGACCUAUCGUCCAAAAGCGGAAGAGGGGGAUAACGAGAACGGGAUUGAACAUCAUCAUUCUCAGCAACAUCGGGUCCUGGGGGAGGCUUUGCCACCACAGUAUGCCGACAUUGUGGAAAUGCAGGCGGUGGUGACAGAAGACCCUUCUUCUUCUUCGUCUUCAUCUUCUUCUCCGCCCUCUACUGGAUCUUCCCACUUUGUACAAGCGCCAGGAACAGCAACGACAGGAGGGUCAUCAUCUCAAAGGAUAUAA
Messenger RNA from Linnemannia hyalina, 930 nucleotides. The record is from the annotation of a GenBank genome assembly. Lineage: Eukaryota; Fungi; Mortierellomycota; Mortierellomycetes; Mortierellales; Mortierellaceae.